GUAGGUUGGCUGUUGUCAGAUUGUGCAUUGAAGAAUUGGCAGCAGCCCAUACAAUGAAGUUCUGCUCCUCAGCUAUAAGUUUACUAGGCCAAGUGGAAUAAACCGUUCAGGACGGUGCAUAUGAAGUUUAGAUGGUUAAUCACACAGUAACAGUACCGCAUUUCGUUAAAUUAGUUAGUUUAGAACAACUUAACUAACGUUACCAUGACAAAAGAAAGUAGCUGACUAGCUAGCGACUGAGCUAAAUCAAAAUAUUUGCAUAGAAACUUUAUUUUUGACGGCUGAGUUGGACGGAAAACCUUCCUGAGGUGUCAGCUGUGGGCAAACGCUGGAGUUUGCGAGAUUCGUGAACUUUUGAAAGACUUUUUAAGAGCACAAAAGCGACUGGGAAUGUCGUGUCGGAGUGGAGUGGCCCGGGUGGGUAAUCAAGGACUGCAGCCCCUCCGAGCCACGGUUCCGUUUCAGCUGCAGAACCGAACAGCACUGCGCUGCAAAGACACCAAAACAGCUGAAUGCAAGACAAAGGGACGUCCGCCGAAGCCAACCUUACGUCGGACCCUGUCUCUGGACACUUUGGUGGGGCCGUACCUGCAGGGCAACUGGCCAAGAGAACCAGAGUGUCAGCCUGUUACCUGUGUCAACGACAAAGCCACACAGACUCCCAGUUCCUGGAUCGAGGAGACGCGGGGGCGGAGAGGAGGCGGCGGACAUAAGCGCUCGGCAUCAUGGGGGAGCGCCGAACACCUACGAGAGGUUGCUAAACUUCGCCAGUCCUUACAGAAACGCUCCAGACAUGCGCCUCCUGCCAUGGACUGUGACCACACACACCAAAACAUACACAAUAGUCAAACACACACUCCUGGAAGUACACAGACGAUGCCUCUGAUUCCUCUGAGUCGACUGGCCCCCAGACUGAGACGCAGUGUGGAAGGACUGAACCUGGAGCUGGAGGGAGUCUUUGUGUCUGAAACAGCAAAAGAACAGCACAAAAUUCUGGAUGUACCAGAUGGUCACAGAGCCCCCGUUCCAGUCCAGAGGUACAGCAGCGCUUCACAAAGUGACCCUUCUCCUGCCCAGCUGUCCCCCUCACACUCGCCCUGCACCAUCACAGAAACCGAUAUGGUUGUGUGCGGGCCACUCUGUCCCGCUUCCUCUCCUCCUUUAUGCAUGUCCGAGCCACCAUCGUCUUCUCCUCGUCCCAACAAGACAUACGUGUUUCAAAGAGAGCCUCCAGAAGGCUGUGAGAGAGUGCGCGUGUCUGAGGAGGCCAUCCUUCCUCAUCAGGGAAACGCUCCUCUUCAGCCUUCCUGUCCUGACCCGAACAAGGUGAAUUUCACGCCUCACGGUGGUUCCGCCUUCUGUCCCGUCAGUCUCCUCAAGCCCCUCCUCCCUUCAAUGGACCUGUUAUUUCGUGGCCUGUCGGUUUCACCAGUCACUGGCUGCUCGGCUCAAAGUGUCGCCCCUCUCCAGCCAGCGGGACAUGCUGUGGGCGGCUAUUUGAGCAGCGCCCUCCCAGACUCUCUCUGAAUAGGGGAAAAGCAAAAGAUCGUCAUGCCUUUGUCCCCUUUUCCCAGAGACACUGACAUUAAAAGUGUCUCAAAGAGAAGUGCCAUCAAACAGAGAGAAGAAUGAAAUGGACAACUCUUUGUGAUCUAAAACUAUGGUGAACUUUCUCUGAUGUGAUAGGCGGGUGACUUAUUGACCUCAGGACGCUCUACUCCGCACUUGCGAUCAUUUCGUUUCACAUUAUAGCAUUUAUCUAUUGCUAUAUUUUCUAAAAAUCGGUAUUAAUGACAAUUCCGCAUCUGUAUAAGAUUAUAUUUGUGGGAAAAGACAAUAGUCAGGCUGAACACUGAGUAUAUUUUGUCAUAUCAUAAAAAAAAUAUCGAACCUGAUCCACUCCAUGAUGAUUUUACAGAGCUGUGGAUCAGUCAACAUCAGAUGUAUAUUUCCUAAUUCAGUAUUUAAAGACACAGCUCUUUUUGGCAACACAAAAGAGAGACACUAAUAGUCUGUCAUCAGAUGUUUAUCACAGUGGCAUUUCAUCCCGACAACUGAACUUUCACGUGGUGUGAAGGCUGGGUUUGUUUUGUCUAUUUAGUAGUUGAGAAUGUACGCAUUUAGACGUCAUUAGGUUAAACUCUGAACUUCAGGUGUUUAAUAGAUGUCAGGAAAUGUUCAGUGAGAAGCUAAUAUUCAGAGAGUAAGAGGGUGAAUCUUAUUAAGCUCAUCAGGAAAGAGCUCCAUUUAUAUUUCAGAUCAAAAGAGAAGGGAAAAACAAUUGAUCACUUAAUUUUUACUUACUUAAAACAUUUGAGUCCUCAAAAAAAAAACUAAGUAAAAAAAAAUAAAUAAAUAAAU
Molecule: messenger RNA, 2361 nt
Organism: Danio rerio (zebrafish)
Lineage: Eukaryota; Metazoa; Chordata; Actinopteri; Cypriniformes; Danionidae
Source: RefSeq, a predicted model, not a curated record